UAGAAUAGAGUUAGUGAGGGAGGCUAAGACCAUGGUUUGUUCGUCUCCACCGUUUCCUUCAAGAGCUCUACCUUCAUAUUCAGCUCUGAUGCUUCGUGAGCAAGCUGCUCCAGCAGUUGUCUUUUGGUCUUCUAGUUUUGCAGACCAGCAUUUUCCUACAUCGGUUCUUUUACAAGAGCAACGUGAUGAGUAUAGGCCUCUACUUCACAUGGAUAAGGAAGACAAGACAUCCCAGGCAACAUUAAAUACAAGGCAGAUGGUUAUGACCCCGGUUCAUGAAAAAUGUAACAUUGGCAAUGCUGAUCAGUUAGUGCAUGACUUUGUGCAGCAGUUGCGUCUCCAGUCUCAUUUACAUAACUUAUUGACUUCUUCACCAGUAGAGGAAAUUGCUGCUUCUUCAACUCCGCAACCUGUAGCUUUUGAUUCAGAGAGGCCUGCAGAUGGUCUGCAAUGGAAUGCAGUUUCUCUUGCUAAGCAAGCUUUGUCAGCCUCAGAACAAGCAGUUUCAAUAGCUGAAGAGUUGAAAUUGAUUAAAGCUGAUCAUGAUCGUCCACUUCCUUUUGGUCUGGCCUCCACAAGUUUGGAUUACUCUUCACCUGGAAAGAAUAAAAUUGUGAGAUCAACACGACCUAAAGAAAAACGAUCUAAACAGAGAAAAGUAUCAAACUCAAAAGUUCGUGAUGAAGAAAGUUAUCUUGCAAGAAAGUCCAAUGUACAGGGAAGGUUACAUGUAGGCAAGAAGAUAAAAGAAGGGUUUGAUCAAAAUGACCCCCUGCGCUUGUUCUUCUGGGGUCCCGAAACAAAGCAACUUUUGACUCGUGAAGAAGAGUCUCAAUUGAUUGCUCAGCUACAGGAUUUGUUGAGAUUGGAAGAAGUAAAGAUCAAGCUUCAAUCUCAGUUUGGGCGGGAACCAACUUUGGCUGAAUGGGCUGAUGGUGUGGGUCUUAGCUGUCAUGCCCUGCAGACACAGCUUCAUUGUGGUAACAGAAGCAAAGAAAAGCUGAUUCAUGCCAAUUUACGCAUGGUAUUUCACAUUGCUAAACAUUAUCAGGGGCGUGGUCUCAGCCUUCAGGACUUAUUACAGGAGGGAACUAUGGGACUUGUGAAGUGUGUCGAAAAGUUUAAACCCCAACAUGGUUGCCGGUUUGGUACUUAUGCAUAUUGGUGGAUAAGGCAAUCAAUAAGGAAGGGCAUAUUUCUACAUUCGAAGACAAUCCGUCUGCCGCAGAAACAAUUUGAGAAUUUAUAUACCCUUUUGGGCAAGGUCAUGGAAGCAAAGAAAUUGUUCAUUGAAGAAGGAAAUCUUUACCCCACCAAAGAAGAAUUAGCUGGAAGGGUAGGAAUUACAGUAGCCAAGAUGGAAAAUUUGCUAUUUUCUGCAAGAAUUCCACGUUCGAUGCAGCAAACUUUGUGGGCGGACCGAGGUACAACUUUCCAGGAGACUACUGCAGACUCUGCAAUUGAGAUCCCGGAUGUGAGUGUUGCGAAACAGCAAAUGAGGAGGCAUGUGCGCAACCUCCUAAAUAUCUUAAGCCCAAGAGAAAGAAAGAUAAUCAGGCUCAGAUUUGGUAUUGAUGGUGGCUACGAGAAAUCUUUUGAAGAAAUUGGCCACAUAUUUGGGGUGUCUAGGGAGAGGGUCCAACAUUUGCAUCACCGAGCAUUGGACAAGCUCAAGCAGAGCCUUGUCAGUCAAGGACUUGAUGCAUAUAUAGACUUGCUUGUAUAGAUGAGUAGACACCAACGUUUUGCAGUUCCUCUUACUUGGCUGUACAAAUGCAGUAACUAGAUCGAGCUUUUAAAGGAAAACUUACACUCAGUCAUGCUAACUGAGGAUGAACCAGAGUUAUAUAUAUAUAUAUACGUA
Gastrolobium bilobum is the source of this 1864-nucleotide messenger RNA. Its product is annotated as RNA polymerase sigma factor sigF, chloroplastic-like. The record is from RefSeq and is a predicted model, not a curated record. The transcript has 9 exons. Bases 32 to 1726 code for a protein of 564 amino acids. NCBI's taxonomy places the organism in Eukaryota, Viridiplantae, Streptophyta, Magnoliopsida, Fabales, Fabaceae. Gene Ontology annotation, biological process: regulation of DNA-templated transcription; DNA-templated transcription initiation. Gene Ontology annotation, molecular function: DNA-binding transcription factor activity.